GGGCGCUACUACUAGCAAGGAAACAGCAAACUCAGCGUCCAGGGGUCGCGUUUUACGACGAUAUCGUCUGAAGUUUUUCGAAGAAAUUAAAUCUGUAGGUAGGCUUCAAAAAGGUAGUCAUUACUGAUAACGACAACCCACUGACAUGGGGAAGUACAGCAGUGAUGAAGAAAACAGCGACGACGAAGGAGAGCGGACCCGCGUCUACAUCGGCGACAUCAACUAUGAGACGUCCCGGACAGACCUGGAGAAAGCCUUCAAGAAGUUUGGCCCGCUGUUUGAGGUGUGGUUGGCCCGGUACCCACCGCUCUUUGCCUUUGUCGUCUUCCAGAAUAGGAAGGAUGCGGAGGAGGCCGUGCGGGAGAUGAAUGGAGAGACGAUCCGUGGCUCUCGGGUGCAGGUCAACGUUGCUCGUCCUCGCAACCGCGGCCGGAUGGGCUUUGGCCGGUCCACCUUCCGUGAUUCGGACAUCCGUUGUUUCCAUUGUCGGGAGCGGGGCCACAUCGCCCGGCACUGCACACGCUUCACGUCGGGCUAUCGCCGCUACUUCAGCAGGUCCCGCUCUCGAUCUCGCUCGCCUCGUAGGAGCCACCGCAGCGGCAGUCGGGAAAGAAGAAAGCGGAGUGCUUCUCAUUCCCGUAGUCGAAGCCGCAGCCGUGAUCGUGAACGUCGUAGGAGCCGGACUGAACAGGCAGCAUCUUAGUAAAGACAGCUUGUGAAGGGACAAGUUUCCAGCUGGACCAGCUACUGUGAAAGUUUGCAGCCGUUUUCCCAUGCAAACUUCAUGGUAUGGAUCAAUGAUUGUACACCGACUUGUAAAUAUUGUAACCGCCAGCAUUUAUAUACUGCUGGUUCACCAUCAGCAGAGACCCACAGGUUAUGUUGUAUUCAAUUUCCUUUUUUUAUUUUUAAAUAAAAUUUAAUACCCGCGUGGGCUAUUGACUUUUUUGUUUUACACAUGUACAUGCAGCUCCUUGUGCAGAAAUAUACCAAAAUACUAGAAUUCCUGUGUGAAAACCAAAUUUGAAAGCCUGAAAUGAUUAUGCAGCAUGUGUGUUGGAGAGAUACAAAAGUUGAAAACAAAGAAUAAAUUCUGAGCAAAAAUUUGGAACUGUGAGCAUCAUGUAGAGUUUAAUUGGUAUACUUGUUUAAAAUUUGGAACAGAACUCUGUGGCGCAGAAGUUUGAAGGAUUAAUUUCCCGAACAAUUACACACAUUGUGAACAUGAAAUGGAAAAUUUUUUUGGUACUGUUUUGUUGAAAAAAUUUCAGUUGAAAUAAUUCUAUUUGAAAUAAUUUUAUUUGAAAUGGAAAACAGUCAAAUGUGGAGAAAAAAAUUGUUGGCUGUAUAUAAAGGAUUUUUUUUAUAUAUAAUAACUCAUGAAAAUUAUUAAGGAUGAAAAUUAUCGGGCUUACAUGUAUAUAAUGCUUAUGCAAGCAUAAUCAGAUUAAACAAAUCUAUGUUCUGUUUUGCAUGAUACAUCAACUUGGGCGUAACUCUUGGAGCUGCCAACACAGAAACUUGCUAAUCAUUGAAAAAUUAGUUACUCAUUCAGAACAGGUUACCAUGUAAAUGUUAUACAUGUACAGUGUAUAUAUGUGUGUAACGUGACUGGUUAAUGUUUGCUGAGCACGUGAGUUCGCUAUUCGAUAUUCUUUUUAGGGUGGCGUGGGUGGCUAGUGCCUAAAGCACUCGCCUCUCACCGAUGUGGCCUGGGUUCAAUUCCUGGUGUCGGACCAUAUAUGAGUGGAGUUUUCGUUGAUUCUCUCCUGUGCCAAGAGGCCUUUCUCCGGGCUCUUCGGUUUUCCAGGAUCCUCCGGGCUCUCCGGUUUUCCUCCCUCCGCAAAAAUCAACACUUUCGAUCUCUGGCUGUGCGCAGUGGUCAGAUAUGGAUCGUAUGGUCGCUGCCAAAAGCGCCUUUACAUGCCCUCAGUUUAACCACAUUGUAGCCGCGUCCUUGGCAGUUCUGCUUCUCAGCUGCGAGUAAGGAUGAUUAGCCCCCGAAUUGUUACAUGUAUUAUUGUUCUGGUCAGGCGCUCCAUUAAAAUGGUCCCAUACAGGUUUUGUACAAGUGAUAACUUUGCUGUAUAUAAAGCAGCCCUGCCCUAGUGCCCUGUAUACAGUUGAACACCUUUAUAACAAGGUUUUGGGGACUUUACAAAAUUACCUCGUUAUAACCGGUACCUUGUGUUAACAGUAAUAAAAAACAAAGACUCGGGACCUAAAAUGUUGCUUGUUAUAAGCAGGACGUUGUAUUAACAGCGCUCUUCUUGUCAGGGUACGGCUGUACUUCUAAAUGACCUUUGAGUGUAUGCAGCUCUCAUUCAAAGCAGAGCGAAGAGCUGUCAGGAGGAUCUGUGACUGUGUGAUGACGUCAAAGCAAGAACCCUUCUUAAUUCACCUACUUGAAAACGUAUUAGCUUCUUGUGGUUCAUGGCAACAUAUGACAAUACAAUAGCAAGUCACCGAUGUCGUAAGCCGUACACAAUGGCUUGACUAAGACUAACGUCAUCACACAUUCAGCCUGUUUAUAAGCCACAGACAGAUUGUGGCUAAUCUGGGCUUUAUAAAUCUUGGCUUCGCCUUCAGCUGUGGCUUCAGGCUACAACAUCAUGAUUAAGUCCAAUGAAUUGAGAGACUCCACUGCAAUACUGGUCCGCUUUCUGUUAAAGGGAAAA
This is a messenger RNA of Patiria miniata (bat star), 2678 nucleotides long. Its product is annotated as serine/arginine-rich splicing factor 7-like. Gene Ontology annotation, molecular function: RNA binding; zinc ion binding. The record is from RefSeq and is a predicted model, not a curated record. Gene Ontology annotation, cellular component: nuclear speck. Gene Ontology annotation, biological process: mRNA splicing, via spliceosome. Bases 146 to 703 code for a protein of 185 amino acids. The transcript is spliced from 7 exons. NCBI's taxonomy places the organism in Eukaryota, Metazoa, Echinodermata, Asteroidea, Valvatida, Asterinidae.